GAGGCAUUGGGCACCCAGGCUGUGGCGACCCCAAUCUUAGUGAGCAAGCCAGGCGAGAAAGGGAGGCGCGCAGGUGUAUGGGCUUGCCUCGGGCGCUGCUAGCGUGCAAGCUAGGAGCGCAUGGUAUGCGUUGUAGAGAGGAAGCAGGCCAAGUGAGCGGGGCUGCUACGGCGACGAUCCAUGUUGGGAGAGCAGGCUGUGCGCCUUGGCAGUUUCGGGCAAGCAGGAUGGGUUCCUUGGCAAUUUUGUUAAAUGGGAGUUCAUGGAGGGCCCUCGUGCAAAAGCUGGGUGUUGAGGAUGUCGAGACCGAGAUGGUGACCCAUGCCGCAGGAACUGAGAUGAGGGGCGCCGGAGUGGGGGCGCCAUUGGCAUGGGGAGGCGCUAUGGUGUCAAAUGAGAUGCCCCAUGCGUUGGGUGCUAAUGGAGAUGCGCUUAUGGUGCUGGGCACUAUUGUAGAAGUCCCUAUGGUGAUGGGCACCGCCGGAGAGGAGCCCAUGGUACUGGGCGUUGUUGUCUGGCGAUUUUGUUGA
Messenger RNA from Ilex paraguariensis (yerba mate), 530 nucleotides. Lineage: Eukaryota; Viridiplantae; Streptophyta; Magnoliopsida; Aquifoliales; Aquifoliaceae. The record is from the annotation of a GenBank genome assembly.